Linum trigynum is the source of this 8383-nucleotide messenger RNA. The record is from the annotation of a GenBank genome assembly. Lineage: Eukaryota; Viridiplantae; Streptophyta; Magnoliopsida; Malpighiales; Linaceae.
GUUCAGAGGGGGAAGAACAUUUAUCCUUCUUGAAUCCCUAAUCUUUAAUCGAUUUGCAGACCAGCAAGGACAGAAUUGACCAAUCUCCAUUAAUGAGGCAAAAACUGAAGGGUGUAGGACAAACAUGUCUUUCUGAUGCUUCUGUUCUUCUGCUGUGGGGAGGGCAGCACAGAAAAAUUGAUGCCCUAAUAAUUGAGGACAUCACAACUCAUUAGAUGGAUAAGGUUGGGGGGAGCAUUAUUGUUUGGUGUAUCACUUUUCUAGCCUGCUGUGGGGGAAGUGGGUUCUUCUGUUUCUGGUGCUGAAAACCUACAGAUAUCUGAAGGAAAUAUGUGGUUCUCCUCCUAGCUGAUUGUUGUUUUAGGUACUAACUUAGGCACAUUGUAAAUACCUAGUUGUGGAAUAUGCCUUUUUUUCUUCUUACUGCAUCAGACUAGACUACCCUAGAAGUCAGUUUCUCCAAACAACAUUUUGACUGUGGUCCAUCUAGUAAAUGACAAAACAUAACUGUUUUUCCUCUGUUGUUGGCUUUGUAUCUAGCAGAACCUGCAGUGUGGGGAGAGUGUGACGAUUGAAGGGCAAACAUACACGAUAUCGUCGGUCACUCAUCGGUACCAGCUCCGGAAGGGGAAGUACGAACCCAGCGAGAAGAGGCUUGAUGUUCUGUCCACAGGGAGAUACAUCUUGAACCUGUAUCUCGAAAAUUUGCUUGAACAAUCUUGACCAGCCGGCUAUCCAUCCAACCUAAUCCUCUUUGACCAGCAUUAUGUUUAGCUCCAAAACCGACUCUCAAGCCUGAAUAUGCCGAUCUCUUAUUUAUCUUAGCGCUGCACAAAGCUCGUGAGGAACUUGUUUAUAAGAUUGAACUCUCCCUAAGCAUUGCAAAUCUGCUAGCUUCAUUUGUAUCCAGCAGCAGCUGAGUACCCGGUAGCAAUAUCUCGGCUAUCAGGUCCAUCUUUUGUAAUCCAUAAGACUGUUAAGACUGUACCAUAUCUAUCAUCAGGAAGCGUACAUUGUCAAUCAUCUGAAGUAUCUUGUACCGCGCAUAGAAUCUUGUAACGAUAUUUCAAUGUGUUUAGGGUGCUUGCUUUCUCUUACGACUUAAACGCGCAGCUCACUCUCUUGCCCGUCUGAUGUUCUGUGUUGUAGGCAAGGAAGGAGUUAGUUAAGGGCACCGUUUGGUGGUGAGAGGUCUUGGCUGGCUGGCAAUGGAUGAUGGUGGGACUGGGACACUGAGGUGAGAUACGAAUACGAUUGCUUUGUCUGCAUGAUGAUUUGUUAUGUGUUAUUAUCUCUUCCCAGAUUUUUUCCACUGCAAUUUGCAUGCUAUAUUAUGAAAAUGAUUUGUCUCGGACAUGCUUUUUUGAGGGCCUUUUUUGCAUUAGGCCGAUUGAUGGGUCGAUUCAUUUUUGUGUGUGGAGAUUGAGGUUUUCGUCCCCACAGACUUUGGAAGCAUGUCUAUGGUUGUUUGUUCUUCUCUCUGAUAUCUGACCCGGACCCGGGUCAUCGUAGGGUCGCGCUCGCUCCACGUGGUCGAAUCUAAGAACGUAGACAUGGACGAAUGGCUGAGAUGGCAGGAGGAUCAGUACACGGAAUGGAAGGCACCCGUACCGUUUGAUGUGAAAAUGGCGGGAGGGACAUGAAACAACACAACCACCAUAGAUGCUGCUGCCUAAGCCUAACCUCUGCCCUACACACUACAAUUGCUUUGCCCUGAGUGGGUCCAACCUUGAACCGGACCCUUCCUUGGUUGGAUCAUGGCAUUGGCACCAGCCCAAAUCAGGUUGAAUGAUUCCUUAUGGGGUUGGAAUCAGGUAAUGGUUUAUAGGAUGGCGUGUUUCGUGAUUUAUGGUCAUUGGAUGUUCGCGUAAAUGUGUGGUUCAACGGUUAGAUCGUAAUUGGAUUGAUGGUAUAUUUAGUUAUGUGCUUGUUUUAUUGGUUUUGGUUAGAUUGAGUGAUUUGGCUACACGGGUUAAUACAGGUCGUGACUCAAUCAAGUUACUAAUAGUUUGAUGGUUGUAGGAAAAGGUCUAGAAAGCUCGAUUAAAUUUGAAAGGAAAGAGAUAGUUGUAUUGCUGAUAUAAAAUCAUAUCAUUCAAGAGAUAAAACUUGUACUUACUAAUAAGCUACAUAUGCAUACUUAUAUAUUGAAGCUACAUACGGACUAUGCAAAACUAAGAUCGAGGGCGAAAACAUAAGGAAUGAAACUUGACCAAAAGGAUGACAUAUAUUCUAUUCAGUCAGAGAUUUCAUCAUUGUGGCACAAGAAUAGUGCUAACUCUAAAAUCACUCGUUUAUCAUUUUUUGUGUUUGUAUAUUAAGAUGUGAAUAAAAAUUAAUAAUUGUUUAAAAUUUAUUGUAUUCAUUAAAAAAAUAUAGUCAUUGUUAUAGUCAUAAAAGAAAUAUAGCCAUUGUUAUCGAUGGUCAGUGCCCAAAUAAAAACCAGGCAGUAAAAUUUGACCGAAUCGAAAUACCAGAGUGUAUGAGUCGAAGUAAAAAAAAUGUCAUUAGGAGCAAAAGAAAAAGGUUAAUGAAAGGAGGUUAGUUUAAUAAACUUUGUUUAGGGGGGGCGCAUUGUAAUUUGCAUCAUAAGAUGCGCCGGGGAAGGAAGCGCCAGCCGGCCACGUGCUACUGCCGGGCUCUAUUCACGUGCGUCCAUGUGAGCCCUUCCCCUUCCUCCCAACGAGGUUCCAAUUUUCGUACCAUUUCUCUUUUAUGUAUUUGUUGUUCUUACGGUAUUUUCCUUUCACAAUAUUACCAUGCAAAAUCAUCACAAUAUUAGAAGCUAAUUAUGUGUUGCAAUAAUUAAUUUAGAUGACCAAUGCUUUUCUCCGGUGCAAACUUAGUUCAGUAUUAAUCACCAAUUAAUUUGGCAGGCUUGUAGGCUGUUGGUAUGAGUACGUCGCAUUUUAUGUCUCUGCUUCUUCAAAACUACGAUUACAACAAGUUUGUUGCUAGUAUGAACAUAACCAAACAAAAUAAAUGAUUAGUCGUCGGUCGAAAUUCGCACGCGUUGUGCUGAUGCUUCAGCAAGAAAUGAUUGCUCUUUGAACCUAGAAGAUAGGGGAGGACGGGAUUAGAUUGGCUUCGGGUAAAUGUUGAUGAAAUUGUUGGAUUGAGUAAAGAGUUUGAUUUUGGAUAAGAUACAAGUUAGUCCUUGUCGAGACACUCGUGCCCGUAUACAUCAUGUGAUAAAUACCACAUUUUUUCAUUAUUCGUUCAAAUGAGAUUGUGGGAUAAUUUGGAUCGAAAAUUAGACAUAAAUAGAAUAACUAAUAAAAUGAUUGUUAUGCUGAUUACUUCAGACGUCAAUAAUAAAUUUAUUAAAAAAGGAAAACGUUAGGUACUAAUUCAUUAGUGACGCUAAGUUAAGUGGCCACUCUGUAAUAAUGGCUUCACUUGUUUGGACUUUGGAGUGGGGAAGAAAAAGUCGAAGAAAACGCAAAAAACGGCUAUUGUAUUGCAAUGGAUUAUUGUAUUAAUUCCUACAUCUCCACCACAUUGAAUUAGCAAAGCAAAUAACACCAUUAUCGUUAAACACUGAUUAGUCAGCUCUUUAUCUCUCUCUCAUUAAGGGCCACUAAUCUCGUUUUUGUUAUUGAUAAACUUUCUUAAUAUAGUUUCAACAAGAAGACAAUCACGGAUAAGAAAUAGUGGAAUACAUUACUCGGUAUAUUUGUUUAGAACUUUAGAUUCCCAGGAAUUAAUUAAAAGGAAGGAAAAAAAAAACUGAAGUUCUUACUCAAUUAAUUGCCUGAAUUAUCAGAUUCCUUUCAGGAACCAGUAGCCAAAAGCUCUGAUUUGUCAGUCUCCCAACGAAGAAAAGAAAAGAUAAACUGCUUUUUCCACUAGAAAAGAUGAUUACUUUCUUGCGGGAAUAGAUAUAUAAUAAUGUUCUUUCCCCCCUUCUCAUUUAUAUGUCAAAGUUAAUCAUUUUCCAUAUAAUUCAACCCUUUUUUCUCUGUGAUUUGUUCGUUUUCUCUCUCGGCCAAGUGCCAGCAGCCAGUCGGGCUCUCUUCUCUUUGCCUUGGCGAUCUGAUCUGAAAGAAAGAAGAGAAGAACAAAAGGGGUUUCACUUUCUCCUCUUUCUCAGUUGGGUUUUGGGCCUUUUGAGGCAGCAGCCGCUGCGAGUGUCGAUUCUUGAGAUUUCUCUCUCUCUCUGCCUAUUUCCUUUCGCUUCCUCUUCUGCUUCUGCAGUUCUGCCAUUUGGGUGUGCUUGUACAGUCAUGCAAGAUUGCUUCUUUCUGCACUCCUACCCUUGCAUUUCUGGCUGCUGCUCUCUUCUCCUGCUUCAAACCAGGUAAAGCCUUUUCUUGGGCUACUGUUUGGUACACAAUAAGGGGUUUCUGUGUGUAAAGUUCGCAGCUUUUGGUUUGUUCUUCAUGUCUUGACUGCUACAUUCUUGUUCUACUCCUCUGGAAUCUGAAGGGUUGUUUUCUGUUUCCUGUGUGCGUGAGGAAGGUCUAUUUUCUGUGUGUGAAGAAAGCAAUGACGAUUUCUUGGUGUUUUGUGCGUUUAAUUUGGGAUAUCUUGCUGAAAGAGAUAAAAAGGGGGACUGGUUUUUGGAUUGUCUUCAUUGCUUGCAAAUAUCAUAUGCCGUAGUCUUUUACAGUAUCAAUCCUCGACUUGUGUUCUAUGUUUCUAUCUUGUUUCCACCGAUUGUGGGUUGGACUUUGUUUCUCUAUUGUGUCACCAGUCCAUCAAUAAUUCAUCAUCAGUGAUCGGAUCUCUUAGGGGGUAUAUUUCUAUUAUCCUAAGCAGCAGUAAUGUGGAUCUGCUCCAAUUUUCUCUUUGAGGGAAGGUUUUAUUUUGUCCCACUUGAUUUUGUCUGGUACAGGAAUCCUAGAAAUUGUAGCGUUCCCUUGAUUUGUUUUUUUGGGUGGCAGUGAAUGAAUGAGUACAAUUAGUCGGUUGCAGUUUAAAAUCCUCAGGAUAUACUCUUUGUUAAUGGCUACAAGCUCUAGCAUCUCAUAUAAUCAAUCAAUCCCUUUGUGUUUCAGUUCUGGUUUUUGAGUUACUGCUCCUCCCUCCAUGGCGUCAUUGGUUGAUGAUGGAGGAGUUUGCCCUUCAACAAAAACCAGCAAGAAAUCAUCUGUUCCAAGAGUCCCCAGUAGCCCUCCUUUGAGCUCCUGCUCAACAUCUCGGUCUCAGCCUUCUAAACAGAUGUCCUCAUACUCUAAUGGUUAUAUGGAUCAUGCGAUGAAGGGUGGUUCUGAUCAAGGAUUCGACGAGCCAUCCCACAAAACUGCCAAACAUUUCUUCAGCUCAAGUAGUAAGGAACAAGAGCCGGACUUCACUAUGCCAUCUUCUACUGUUGAUAAGAAGGAUUCAGUGUUAGUAGUAGAGUCCACUUGUGAUGAUCACGAGACGUCCACUACUACUACUUCAGAUGGCUCAAUCGAAUCUGGAACAGAUUUGGGCAGUGGUCAGAAUAACAACAACCGUGCACCUUUGCCAUCUCGACCUGUUGGAGGCCUUUGUUCGAGCCCUUCAAAUAGCGUCUACACAGGCACAUUGUAUGCAGAGGCGAAACAGAGCUUCACCAACAGUGAAGAAGCGAGCACAAACAUCGAGAGCAGGAAGACUAGCAGCAUCUACAGAGCCAGCACAGGGAGUGAUGUCAGUGACGAGAGCAGCACGAGCAGUUUGAGCAGCAGCACAUUGUACAAGCCUCACAAGGCAAAUGGUGAUGUGAGGUGGGAAGCAAUCCAGGCUGUCAGGGCCCAUGUUGGAGGAGCUCUCGAGCUGAAGCACUUUCGAGCUGUGAAGAAGCUCGGGUGUGGGGACAUAGGUAAUGUUUAUCUUUCCGAGUUGACCAGCACCAGGACGUAUUUUGCAAUGAAGGUCAUGGAUAAGUCGUGUUUGGCGGCUCGGAAGAAGCUUCUGAGGGCCCAGACGGAGAGGGAGAUUCUGCAAUCGCUGGAUCAUCCGUUUUUGCCCACUUUGUAUUCUCACUUCGAGACCGAGAAAUGGGCUUGCUUGGUGAUGGAGUUCUGCCCUGGUGGUGACCUCCAUUCCCUCAGGCAAAGGCAACCUGGAAAGUUCUUCCCUGAGCAUGCUGCCAGGUUCUAUGUUGCAGAGGUCCUCCUUGCUAUGGAGUACCUGCACAUGCUUGGGAUCAUAUACCGAGACCUGAAGCCUGAGAAUGUCUUAGUACGAGAAGACGGCCACAUCAUGCUCUCAGACUUCGACCUCUCCCUCAGAUGUGCUGUCUGCCCAACUCUCGUCAAAUCGUCUAAACCCAACUCAACCGUCGACUCCAAGAACUCUGGAUACUGUGCUCAGCCGUCCUGCAUCGAGCCCACCUGUGUGAUCCAGCCAGACUGCAUUCAGCCAGCCUGCUUCGGACCACGGUUCAUGUCUAAAAAGAAGAACAAGAACAAGAAGAGCAGCAGCACCAACAGUAACAGCAAGUCGAGGCACGAGGUGAAUCAUCAGGUGAACCCACUCCCAGAGCUGAUGGCGGAGCCCACCAACGCACGAUCCAUGUCGUUCGUGGGGACCCACGAGUACUUAGCACCAGAGAUCAUAAAGGGGGAAGGACAUGGAAGCGCUGUGGACUGGUGGACUUUUGGGAUAUUUCUGUAUGAGCUGCUGUUCGGCAAGACUCCGUUUAAAGGUGCUGGGAAUAGGGCCACGUUGUUCAAUGUGAUCGGUCAGCCAUUGAAGUUCCCUGAAACUCCCAGUGUGAGCUUUGCUGCUAGGGACUUGAUCAGAGGGCUGCUUGUGAAGGAGCCACAGCACAGGCUUGCUUAUAGACGGGGAGCUACCGAGAUCAAGCAGCAUCCUUUCUUUCAGAGCAUCAACUGGGCACUGAUUCGGUGCACUAGCCCUCCUGAGGUGCCAAGGCAGGCCAUGGCGGACAUAUUGAGAGCCGAGAAGUUGGCGGCUGCGACGGCUGGUGGUGGUGUGAAUGGAGGAGUUGGUGGUGGGAAUGUGGAUGUGAAGCCUGCAGGUAAUUAUUUGGACAUUGAUUUCUUUUGAGUUGUGCUGUUGUAGAGUUGGGGCUUGUUGCAGCAUCCUCUGAUGCUGCUGAUUGAUGAUGAUCAAUUGUAAUGUGGGUGUCCUUUUCUCAUUGGGGAGAAAAUCAGGCUAUAUGAAAAGGGAAGAGAACCUGUGAAGGAAUGGGGGGAAGAUUGUGGGAGGGGGUAGUGAUGGAUGGAAUGAACGUGUAAUCAGCUUUCAUCUCAAUGCAAAACACACAUCCAUUGUGGUUGGAAUUAGGUGUUUGGUUAGGUUUCAGACUGUCACAAAAUGUUCAUCUAUGUGCUCAAUUCAAUCAAUUGGUUCAUGGAAUGAAAUACCAGUGCAAAGUAAUCACCUAUUUAAGCUUUCAUUAACCACAUAUGAGGUCUAAUAUAUCAUUAGAAAAUCCAAGCAUGAAGCCUCAAAUCAUUGCCAUUUUGCAUGUGAUUUGGAUGCUUGGCCAACUCGGCUUGUCCAAGAAUGGGAACUCGAGUGGUUUCAUAGCUGUCCUUUAAUCCCAAGCCCAAAAACAAUUGCCAAAUUUUUUGGUUGGCUGAUUCCCCAAUCAAGAUUUCAGAUAUUAAACACUUUUACUUUACAUCGGAAUUCAGCAUCGAGUCUAAUCCCAAUAAUUGACCCACAUGGCAAGCUUUUAAUUUUUUUUUUUUAUAACUGGCAAGCUUUUAAUUAAUUAGGACCCAGAUAGAUUUUUUUUAAUUAUGAUUCAGUACAUGUGUGUUGUGGCGCAUCAAAUAGCAAAAUCUUAUAUUUGAGAACCAAACUUAAAUUGAUCUAUGAUUUUAAAUUUCUAUUUCUAAAUCAGGGGAAUGUCAUUUCACGACGAUGGCCUAGCCGUGAGAUGCCUAAUAAGCACGCCUCAAUCCUUCUUUUUUUUUUCUUUGACAAUAAAGGGUAUGAUAUUGCAUAUCACUUGGUUGCGGUUACAACAUGGGGUUACAACAAAGGGAAAAGAACAUAGAGCACAGUAGCCCAGUCAAUGGGGAGGCAAUCUCCAGCACAUGAUCUAGUAACUCAAUCAGCUUUGACAUUGAAAGAAAGCUUAACAUGAGAAACUUUGGGUUCGUUUGCUUGUUGGAUUUGAAAAUGAGAGUUGAGGUUUAAAAACUUUUGGAUUUAUGAUAGAUUUUUUGCAUUAUGGAUUUGGAAGAGUUCAUUGUUUGUUUGGUUAAUUUUUAUUAGGGUGCGUUGGGAUACAAUGAUUUGAAUUUGGUAUUUGUGAUUUGGAUUUCCAAAUACCAAAUCAUGUGUUUGGAUAUUAAUUACAUUUGGUAUUUGGAUUUGUGUCAAAUUCAUGGGGUGAUUUCCAAAUACAUGUCUAGUGUAUUUUUUGUCAACUUCAAAUACAUUUCAACAACUAGUGAUUUGAAAUACCUCCUAACAAAAGAAUGGACCUAUU